AUGGCAGACAUGAAUAAAGAACAACAAUUACAAGUCAAAAUUAAUGAACCAUCAUCUUAUAUAGUAUCUCAACCAGUACUAAAUGAUGAUAUAACUAAAACUGACCAAGUACCAGCACCAUCAUUUCUAGAUUCUAUUUUACAAGAACAACCUGUUGAAAAAGAUGAGAAAAAAAAGAAGAAAAAAAAGAAAGGCAAAACAGGCCGUCAAAAGGAAAUUGAACGUUUAACAAAGGAAACAAAAGAAAUUUUUGAGUCACCUGAUAAAUUAAAUGUUGUAUGUGAACGUAUCCAUUCAUUAUUAUUAGGACAGAAAAAAUUUUUACUCGGUGCUUGUCAAUUAUUGGAUAAAUAUAAUUAUGGUUCUUUACCAUAUGAACAAUUUCGAUUAAUUAUUAGAGAUCGUUUACCUAAACUAUCAACGGAAGAUUUUUUUAUUUUGACUAAAUUAUUUGAAGUCGGUGGUACAUCAAUUGAUUAUCGAGCUAUCUUAGAUGAAGAACUUGGAAAUGGUAUUCUACGACAUGUCACACAAUUACCAGUUCCAUUACCAACUGAAAUUGUACUUGAAAAAAAAUCAUCAAAAGAAUCAAAAUCAAUAUUCAAUGAACCAUUACAAGUAGCCCAACCAAAAUAUGUUACACUUCAUCUACGUCUUAUUACAUUCGAUGCAUAUAAUGCUUAUCCUGGUCAUGUUCAUAUUACUGUACCUGAUCAUACGAGUGUUUAUGCUCUAUCUAAAAUGGUUAUUGAUAAAACAGAUCUUGCAACACGUUCUAUUAGUAUAUUUCGUGAAAAAAUUCGUUCACGUCAUGGUCUUCUUGAUCCAAUGGAUACACUUGAACAUCAUCAAUUAACCGGUGCAUGUAUUGAUGGUACACAUAAGCAAUUAUUUCCAACUUAUACACUUUAUUAUGAUUAUUCACCAAUGGAACUUCGUAGUGAUUGUCCAAUACUUAAAUGUGAUUAUUAUAUGAAAUGA
Molecule: messenger RNA, 981 nt
Organism: Adineta steineri
Lineage: Eukaryota; Metazoa; Rotifera; Eurotatoria; Adinetida; Adinetidae
Source: the annotation of a GenBank genome assembly